AUGGUGCAGAGCUGGAACAAGUUCUGCUUCCAAGGAGGGAUGAUCGAGGUGCGCGCCCAGUUACCGGGCGCCGUCACCAACGCGUCCGGCAAUCCCGACGUCAAAACCGGGUCGGGUAGUGUACGCGCGUCCAACAUCGACUACUACCCAACGUGGCCCGGUAUCUGGAUGAUGGGCAACCUUGGUCGAGCCAUCUUCAGCGCGUCGACGGCGCGUAUGUGGCCCUUCUCGUACAAUGAAUGCAACGCGAUCAUUUUCGACUCUGAUAACCAGCGCAUCUUCGCGUGUGACGAUGAUCCAGGGCAUGGGUUGAACGCGAAUCAAGGUCGCGGGGCCCCGGAGAUCGAUAUUCUGGAAGGUGGCGGUACUGCCAUUUCAUCGUCCGUUCAGGUUGGACCGGGAAUGCCGGAGAAUUUCCGACUCAUCGCGGACGCCGAGUCGUCCUACUGCUUCUACACCUACGACUGCACCACUGAAGGCGCCAACAACAUUGACGUCCCGACGGCGUACUAUGAGAAUCUCCGUGGCCAUAAAUCGUGGUAUCAGGGGCUUCGGUACGGCGCUAACAACUUCUGCGACGAGGAUUCGACACUCGUACAGUCGUACAAGACGGUUGCUGCGUCGAUGGAUAAAGGAGUUACGGAUAACGCGUGCACCAUGAAGUUGUGUCCUGCGUCGUACGACGUCAAUGCCGACAUCAGCAACCUCGACAAUGGCACGGACCACUGGGGGAUCAACACGAACGGCACCUGUUUCCCCAAGAUGAACUCGUACAGCGGUGCGUUCCUGUGCAGUGCCGGUAACAACGACACCAGCUGUACCGCUUCAAGCGGAUCGACAGAUGCGUCCUCGGAGUUCGCGUAUCAGAUGGACGCUAUAUCGUCAAACUGGGAGAUUCAGGUCUCAGCUUACACCGACUGGCUCACGUACCAGCUCGAAUGGGUCAUGGGAGAUGAAGGCUAUAUCCGAUGGAUGCUUGCAGGAGAGCCGCUCUUCGAGAUCACCGCCGACGUGUUGACCAACCCUCCACAGGACGCGGCCCAGAUGAACCCAAAGAAGAUCAUGCUGGAAGAACCCAUGUAUGUUAUCUUCAACGUUGCGCUGUCGAGUACAUGGGGCUCAAAGCCUCCCAACGCUGGCGACGGUGGCUGUUACGGUAACGGUAGUGAUGCCACCACGAAUGCCAUUUGUGACGCCUUCCCGAUGUACUUGAAGGUCGACUACGUCCGCGUUUAUCAGGACAAGUCCAGCGACUCCAGCAUGGCCGUCGGCUGCGACCCUUCCACGCACCCCACCCGACAGUGGAUUGAAGACAACAUCGACUCGUACGUAGACGACGACAAUCCAUGGGCAGCUGUAUCGGGUAAAGCGUUCUGCGACUCCAACGACGACUGUACCAUUGAUACCAAUUCUUCUUCUUCCAUCACCAUCGGCACUUGUGUGAGCGGUCGAUGCAAGUGCUCGGUCUCCAGUUGGACCGGUUCCCGCUGCACCGUUGCAUCGUCAGCAAGUAGUGACAGCAGUAGUGACGCCCUGUUCUCCUCGAAUUCGUACGGCCCUCCAAUGUACGUGUCCAUCGUGUUCAUGGGCGUCACAGUCCUCACCACGCUGGUUUCCGUGUACCUGUCCUACCUGGCCGCUCGCAAGAGCGACGAACUCCUCCUGAAGGAGAUCAUGGCGAAGAAAGGACCGCAGUCUUCUGCAUCUCUGGGUGAGUCUAUGGUGAAAGCACCGAAAGAAAACUACAGCACCAAUUUUGUGUAG
This is a messenger RNA of Phytophthora infestans T30-4, 1764 nucleotides long. RefSeq lists its product as uncharacterized. NCBI's taxonomy places the organism in Eukaryota, Oomycota, Peronosporomycetes, Peronosporales, Peronosporaceae. The coding region runs from base 1 to 1764 and encodes 587 amino acids. Gene Ontology annotation, biological process: (1->6)-beta-D-glucan biosynthetic process. The record is from RefSeq and is a predicted model, not a curated record. Gene Ontology annotation, molecular function: glucosidase activity. Gene Ontology annotation, cellular component: endoplasmic reticulum membrane; plasma membrane. The transcript has a single exon.